AUGCAAGACUUGCUCGGGGGAAACCAUAGCUCUUUUACUGAGUUUAUUCUUUUAGGAUUUUCUCAUAACAAAGAGAUAAAUGUUAUUCUAUUCAGCAUCUUCCUCUUCCUCUACCUCAUCACCCUUCUGGGCAAUGGACUCAUUAUCACCUUGAUACGCAUGGACUCCCGCCUCCACACACCUAUGUACUUUUUCCUCAGUGUCCUAUCCAUUAUGGAUAUGGGCUAUGUCACCACCACAGUGCCCCAGAUGCUGGUACACCUGGUUUGCAAGAAGAAGACCAUCUCUUACAUUGGAUGUGUGGCCCAAAUGUACAUCUUCUUGAUGCUAGGAAUCACUGAGUCUUGGCUCUUCGCAGUCAUGGCUUAUGACAGGUAUGUGGCCAUUUGCCAUCCCCUGAGGUAUAAAGUAAUCAUGAGCCCUUUGCUCUGUGGGUCAAUGGUGGCCUUCUGUGGAUUCUGGGGUAUCAGCUGUGCCCUGAUAUACACUGUCUCUGCUAUGAUUCUUCCCUAUUGUGGUCCCAAUGAGAUCAAUCACUUCUUCUGUGAAGUACCUGCAGUCUUAAAGUUAGCCUGUGCAGACACAUCUCUCAAUGAUCAGGUGGACUUCAUCUUGGGCUUCAUCCUUCUCUUGGUUCCACUCUCCCUCAUCAUCAUUGUCUAUAUCAAUAUUUUUGCUGCCAUCUUGAGGAUUCGCUCAGCCCAAGGGCGGCUCAAGGCCUUUUCCACCUGUGCCUCCCACAUCACUGUGGUCACCAUGUUCUCCAUACCAUGUAUGGUUAUGUACAUGAGACCUGGUUCUGAGUCUUCCCCAGAAGAGGACAAGAAGUUGGCUCUAUUCUACAACAUCAUCUCUGCUUUCCUCAACCCCAUCAUCUAUAGUCUUAGGAACAAAGAUGUGAAGAGGGCUUUCCUCAAAGUGACUGGCUGGGGCAAAGCACCAGAAUGA
Molecule: messenger RNA, 948 nt
Organism: Lontra canadensis (Northern American river otter)
Lineage: Eukaryota; Metazoa; Chordata; Mammalia; Carnivora; Mustelidae
Product: olfactory receptor 2A12-like
Exons: 1
Coding region: 1-948 (315 amino acids)
Biological process (GO): G protein-coupled receptor signaling pathway
Cellular component (GO): membrane
Molecular function (GO): G protein-coupled receptor activity; olfactory receptor activity
Source: RefSeq, a predicted model, not a curated record